AUGGAUGGAAGUUGUCUUCGAGUUGAUCCACCGUCUGUAGACUUCAAGAAUGUAAAAGUCGGUGAGAUUUACAAGAAAGCUGUCAAGGUUACAAAUGUUGGAAAAUCCUCGAAGAAAAUAUUGAUCAAGAAGCCUGCACUGAAGUUGUUGAAGUUCACUGGAUGCAGCCGAGCUGUAGUUUUAACUCCGGGCUUUUCUGUAACUGGUGUGCUGGAGUUCACUCCAGAGAAAGAGGAGGAGGUCAGUGACUGUCUUCAGAUUCUUAUAGAAGAUGGGGAGACCAUGCGUGUCCCAGUGCUCGGGAUUCCCAGGGCUUGCUUGCUUUUAAUAGAUCCAUUACUAGACUUUGGCUGUGUUCUCGCCAGCGGUCAAGUGAUUAGUAAGCAACAUCCUAUAACCAAUCAAGGAUCAGCACCAGGUUUCUUCCAACUUCAGUAUGAUGGAGACCCUUCACUCAACGUCUCACCGUCCAGUGGAACUAUAGCGAGCGGUAGCACCCAGUGGCUGAAAGUGGAGCUGUGCACAGACAAACCCAGACAAAUAGCUGAGGAAAUACAGGUGAAACUCCAGAAUGGCUCUCCUGUGGUUCUCAGUAUUAAAGCUACGGUUGUGGACCAGUGUUUGGAGGCUCUUGACCGGCAGGGGAAUCCACUGUCAUGCCUGUGGUUUGGACCGGUUUACUUUGGGACUUCCUGUGUGCAGAAAGUGGUUCUGAGAAACAAUGCACCACAGGCUUGUGACUGGGUCUGCCAGCUCCAGGAUAAAGCUGCAGGGACUGAGGUGGGAACAGACCUGCAGAGGAGCACAGGUGCCACCCUAGUGGAGAGCAUUGAGAAAGGCAGCGCAGCCUCUGCUGACAUCUCUGAGGUCUUGGCAUGUGUGCCUACAGAGGGACGACUGGGUCCAUAUGAGAAAACCACUCUGGCAGUGUGCUUCAGCCCCAUCAGGAGGUACGUUGUCUAUCUGAAGAAACGUGACUGCUCAGCUAGUCGGCAGGACUAUUGUCUUUUCCUAUUGUUUGAUUGUGUUGGACGCAAACACGGCUUCACUCAUCGUAAUGCCAACAGCAGCGUGGAGGUGGCGUUGGUAGGCUCCGGCCUCCCUGUGUCUUUAGUGCCAAGUCCUUCUCACAGAUUCAAUUUCCUCAGCAGUUCAACAGGGGAGCGUGUGGAUCUUCUGUGUGUGCUCCACAACCGCUGCGCUCAACUUCCCGUCAACUUCCGUUUCCGCAAAUUAGCACACUUCACUGCUGAGCCCUCUGCAGCCACCAUCGGCCCGGGUCAAUGCCAGGAUAUAGUUUUGGCCUUCAAUGCACGGCAGCAAGGGCAUUUCAAGGUCCAUCAGAAGCUGGAUGUACUAGGUAAAGUUGUCUCUCGUAGAGACGACACGACUGAGGAUGUAACAGCCCUUGAAGUUUGCUGCUUCCAUACCAUUACUCUACAUUUGGAGGCCAUUUGCCAACUCAAGAUGCAGGAAAGAAUCCAGAUGGAAUCCCGACCUUUCCCCAUGACAGAACCUCCACCAUCGGACCAGCUUCUUCACACAAACAGUAUGGAGAGAAAUGAGACUGUCUUUAGUGGUGCAUCACUCUGUCUUCAUGUGGACAACGGCUCUGCUUUGAUUAAGAAAACUGCGGAGCAAAGACAGCGGCAUCACCAGAUUUAUGCAGAUUCCAUCAACCUGCUCAGACAAACACGACUCCAAAGGAACCAGAAGAGACCACAAGAAAAAGUGGACAGUAAUGCGGACAUUGGGAUUCUUCUAUCUCAUGGGCUUGUUCCCCCUAAACUCACCGUCAGUGACCCGGGGGGGAGUAAUAACUCAAAGACGAAGUCAGAAUACCUCAGUUGUUCCCAAGUCACAGCUGCCAUUACCAAGAACAACAUCCAGGUGAGAGCAAAGGCUUCAGAGGUAAUAAAUGCAGUUCCUUCCACGAGCCAGGAGGUGGCAGACUGUUCAAAGAGUUUGACUGCACAGGAACAACUCCACGUUGUCGUUGAACCCAUGUUUGUGGACUUUGGCCGCGUGUGUGUACAGUCGGUGUGUGUUCAAACGCUGACACUCGUCAAUCACCUGUCAAAGUAUGUCUGGGUGCAGCUGGACGUAGACUGCCCUGAACUGCAAGUCUCCUCACCCCUUUCGUGCGUCCUGCCUCCCUUUUCUUACUACACCUUACCCCUGACCUUUCAGAGCAACAAGCUGGGCCACUUCUACCGAUCCUUGUCCUACUCUAUAAACACGGAGCACCCUGGUCAGAUCGUGGUCGAGGCCCAAGUCGUGCCCUUGACCCUGGAGCUGUCCACAAGCCUGCUCGUGCUCUCCCCCACUCCUGCUGUGUUUGUUGAAAGCGAAUACAGGAGCUCGGUAACCAUUCAAAACCACUGCAACCGUGCUGCGGAGUUCACCUGGCAGCCAGUGGUCACGGAGGACGGCAACUUGUUUUCUGUUCGACCUGCAACAGGUGUAGUGCAGCCACAUAGGGAGUUGGACUGUGAGGUGCUGUGGCAUCCCUCUUUCUCUUCCCCUUCAGAGGGCGACUAUAACCUCUGUGUCCACGAGGGCAACACCCAACGCCUACACUGUGUUGCUAAGGUUCCAGCCACUGCUGUCAACCUGAUAGAGAAGCAACUCAUGUUCGGAUCUGUGCCUUUCUACAUACCCUCCGUCAGGACUGCUGUUCUGCACAACACUGGGCAAAACCAUGCCUAUUUUCAGAUCCCAGACGUGUGCCCUCUGCCAGGAAUGGUGGUGAGUCCAUCUGAGGGGAUAGUGCCAAGCAAGGGGCAGGCCACGAUCAAGAUCCACUUCAACCCAAACUUUGUCAGCAAAUUUGACACCAGGGUUAAGAUAAUGCUGAGAAGCAUGAAGUCCAUUGAACUCAGAGUGUGUGGAUCAGUGGAGCGUCCAAAUAUAGAGAUCAGCAUGUCCCCUAUCCAGUUCCGUGCAGUAUAUGUUGGUUCUCAAGAAUUCAUUACAUUUGCUCUCAGAAACCACUCUUCAACUCCAGCCCGGGUCACUUUCGAUCUGUCAAAGUAUGAAGACUUCUCCAUCCAGCUCCAUCAGGAACCAGAGAAGGAGCCAGGGCUCAGUGUUGUGGAGCUCUCUGGUUGCCAAACUGAGAAAUGCUCCCUUGUCUUCUCCCCCACCCAGGCGGACUGCUAUGAAUUUAGCCUCCCACUGAUGGUCAACGGCGUGAAAUGGCCGAUUGCUUCAUCAUUUCCUAUCCCCACGCUAUCCUCCUCAUCCAACUCUCCUUUGAUGUCUGCCAUCAGCAGAGAGACUAUCAAACCACUUCCUCACUCUGCUUCUGUAGCAGCGCAGCAGUCAGUGGAGAUAAAGGCCACAGCCUUGGAUGCCCCUCUGGAGAUGACUCCCUCCAUCCUGCAGUUUCAUGUGGACCCACAGUUGGACAUUUGCACAAAGACAGUGGAAUUGAGAGCAGAGCUUGAAGAGAGUGUCUGCCAGCGUGGUCUCGUAGCAGAACGCGUUUGUUGGUGGUUUGACUGCAGUGAAGCAAAUGUACCAACUCAAAGCGGGGCCGAGCAGGGGCUGUGUGAACUGACGCCAUCAUCUGGCAAUCUGGGGCCUGGUCAGUCCACCUGUUUCUCUGUUACUAUCAACCCCAAGGCUAUCAGAACAGGAACUAGUGAAACAAAACUGUCCUUCCCUCUUUAUCUGGGAGUUAAGGAAGGGCAACGGAUACAAGGAAGUGAAGCACAGCAGCCCUAUAGAAAGCUGACAGUCACCAUUACUCUAGAGCUUCCAACUAUCUCUAUCCAGCCAUGUCAAGUCCUCCUGAGCCCGGUACCGUUGGGAAGAAGCACAGAAACCACAAUCACCUUGAUUGCUGCUGGAUAUCCAAGUGGAACAUGCGUAUCCGCUGAAGUCGAUGAGGUACAAAUGGAGAAUGGAACUAAGAUACAGCCCAUCUCUGUAACCUUUCCUGAAGGUAACAGUAUUCAUAUGAAGGAAACCAGAGUCUCCACUUUGCUCUGCCAUGUGUCAUUCUGCUGUGAGGUCUGUUUGUCCCUGUGUACAAGCAUCACCUUUACUGACCACCUGCAGAACAGAUUCAAGGUUAAAUUGUGUGCUAUUGCUGAAAACUGUAUGUUGACGGUUUGGCCGUACAUGGCGCUGCACCACUCGGAUCAACAGACAGUAAUCAAGACAGGGGUCAUAACUGUGGAGGCUACUCUUCAAAGCCAUAACACACUAAAUCCUGCAUCAGGACCGACUCUGUUCACCUCCUCAUUCGACUUUGACUGCUCAACAAAAAAGAGCUCAGCCUCUUCAGCCUCCUGCCCAGUUGGUGACGGUACGAGCGAUCAGGCCAGCAGGGAUAUGUGUCCUAACAGAGACACCAAUACCAGUCUCUGCACCCCACAUUUUCCUGCUGUCAACACAGAGAAACGACAGUUUUACCAGAACGUAUUACUGGCAAUGGAACAAUGGUUCAGCCUCUUUGGAUGGCCAAGUGGACCCCACCCUGUCAAGAUACCAUACACACUCCGAAGAGUUGUAUCAAAGAUGAGUACUCCAAAAUACUCCAGUGGACGGACUACAAGGUGAGUAUGUAUUGACUUAUGUUCCUAUUGUAGGUCUGUCGUGGACAUGCUUCAUCACUUGACUGGCAAAAACAUACCUGGAAUUCGUCUAUGUCAAAGUUUUUCCAGUGAUAUCACCCAGCGCACCAACCAGCUGCUACAACAGCAUGAAGCUAUGCUUGCUUUUCUCAGGGUGCAGGGAGCUUUCCUUUGUCACAUCCGACCAGAGUAUUUGUUAGAUCUGCCGGAGUUCAAACACUGGUGCUCUCUGCAGUCAAACAAUACAAAGGAUGCCCUGGAUUACAGCACCGUUGACUAUGAGUCUUUGAGCAAACGAGCCUGGACUGAUGUGCUUCUCCAAAUAUACAAGGUUCUGGUGUUGUGUCGCGUGUCAGAGGGAAGUCCGAACACAGCUUUGAACCCCAAAGACUCAGAGGAAGUCUGCCUAAACAGUUUACAGUCUCUAGGUAGCAACAUCUACUCACCCCAGGAGCUACAGUUGCUCUCAUGGCUCAGCAUGCACUAUCAAAGCAUGAGGAAGACUGUGUGGGACCAAGGUAUCCCAUCUGCACGCCGGAUAGUAAACUUUGACUUGGACUUAACAGACGGACUGGUGUUGGCUUGUCUGAUUGCUGCCUACUGCCCCUUUCUGAUCAGAAGCCACUUCUGGAGGAUGUAUACCACAGCUAACAGCCUUGAGCAGAUCUUUCACAACAACAUCAUUGUGGUUCAGGCUUUAACUUCUCUGCAACUCAACAUAGGCCUGCAGCCCUCAGAGCUGUCGGAUCCCAACCCGGUGCAGAUGUUAAUUCUGUGCGUUCAGCUGUAUGAGAUGCUGCCUCAGUAUCUACCGUUACACACCAUUACUUUAUCAGGAGGCCUGCACAGCACUUUCAGCAAGCAGGUACGACUGAAGAACCCGUCCUCUAGUCCCGUUAAAUACCAGGCUUUCCUUUUAGGGGAUGAUGCCCAUUUGUUCACCUUUCCUAAUGGAUCUUCAGUCACCAUUCCCCCACGGUCGAGCGCUGAACUGACUGUCCGGUUCAGCUGUUUUUCCCUCCUCCCAAUGGAGGCUGCUCUGUUCAUCUUCAGCUCUGCAUCUGGCCUUCGUUGCACCAUUCUGGCCUACAGUCUGAAGACACACGUCAGCCACAUCACACCGGCUAAAUCGGUCGAGUACAAAUCUCCAUGUUACCAGCUGAAAGUGAUCCAAGUGCCAGUAAUUAAUACCUUGAACCAAGAAGCUGAUUUCAGGGUGUUCCUGGUGGAAUCCACCUCCAAUCUGCUGGAACCUGAAAUGGGAAAAGAGCUUCAACAGGCAUAUUCCAAUGCCAGUAUAAAGGUGAUGGCCUCAGACAUGAUUGGCGACAGAAAGAUUAAAGAUGGCGAUGGUGAGUUCCUGAGUCCAGCAACAACUGUUUGUCUGAAGCCAGGCCAAGCAGAUACUCUAAGCAUCCUUUACCUGCCCUGCUUCCUCGGCAUCAGAUACUGCACCGUGCUGCUGGUUUGCCCACAGGUGGGAGAUAUGGUUUUUAUGGUGAAGGCAACAUCAGAAUUACCGCCUGCUUCCCCUCUCACCGCAAGGCCAAGUUGUAACUCAAUCUCCUUUCAAAAGAGCUCAGAUAGUACUGUGUGUGUACCAGCCCUGACCCUUCACUGCAAGGUGGGGGAAGUGUGUACGGUUGUACUCCAGGUUCCUCGGGUUAAUACGCUGUGGGAGCAGGCCCUGGCCAGCUGGGGGCAGCACUGUAUGAGCGCUGAGGAAUACAGGAGGCGGAGGCUUACACACACUCUGCACAGCAGCACUGUGAGGUCAACCAUCGCUGCACAGAAGCUGUUAAAGCAGCAGCUGUUGGAAAAGGUUUACGACAGUAAAGCCAUAGAGUACAAUGUGGAGGUUUCAAUGCCACGUUACUUCACCGUGCCGAGUACUGUUACAUUACCCAUAAGAGAAGACACAAACAUCUCAUGGGAGGAUCCUGCAGGUUGGGACUUUGUGGAUAUCCCACUACAAUUCCAGGCUGACUCUGUGGGGCACUUUACAUGCAAGAUGAUACUGAGGUCAUGUUAUGAUACCCGGGUCCACCUGUUGGAGGCACAGGUCACCUCACAGGGAGAGCUGUCUUUACAUAAUGACAGAGACGGCACACAGCACAUAUAUACCUUCCAGGGAGUGGGGACACCCCCCCUGCCUGUAGGCCAUGUGGUGUUACACUGCCCUGUUGGGAGGACCACACACACUCAGCUGGAUGUCCCCAACUACGGCCGGAACAACCUCACCCUGAAGAUGGUGACAGAUCUAUCUAUUUUAAGUGGUAUCCCAUCACUGGAGAUAAAACAUGGCAGCAACUGUCCCUACUCUCUGGCUAUAUUGCCAUGGAUACGUGGGAGAUGCACAGGCAUGGUGUCAUUUGUGGAACAUGGAGACAUGCAAGAGUCAGUUAACGACAAAGAAAAGGCAUUUGGACACUAUGAAGUUCAUUUCUCCCUUGAGAUAAUUUGUGAGCCUGCAGCACCAUUGAAGGUCAUAGAUGUGCAGUGCACUGCUCAGAGCGCAGUUGGCAUAGAGAUACCUGUCAGUAACCCUGGAAAAGAACUGCUGAUUCUGGAAGUGCACCUGGAGGGGGACGACCUGACUGGUGCCAGUUGGAUUUCAAUUCCCCCACGGGAGACACUCACCUACAAGGCUACAUUCAGCCCUGGGAGAGCUGGAAAGAGCACAGGCAGCAUUUUGUUCCAGUCAGAGAAAGUCGGGGAAUUCUGGUAUCAAUUACAGCUUUAUUCCCUCCCUCCUCUGGUCACCACACUACCACAGGCCUGCUGUCAGCUGGGCAAAUGGGUCAGGCUGAAUAUUCCCCUGGUCAACCCGACUGCUGAGCCUCUGGAACUCAUAGUAACCAACACGAACCCCAGGAACUACACACUGGAGAUGACGUCAGCACGCGUUUUCACUGUUGAUCCUAGGUCUUUCACCCACCUUGGUGUCAGAUUUCUCCCUUCAACUGUUGGACAGGAGAACCACCAGGGAAAGAUCAUUUUCAAAUGUUCUCAGUUCCAGGAAUGGUGUGUUUUGCUGAGUGGAUGUGGUCUAAACCCAAGUGGGAAGGGGCCUUUGUGCAUCUCAUCCAUGACUGGCGCGAGUUCCUCCAUCACCAUCCCGUUAACAAACCCCACCGAGUAUCCUGUCACUCUUAAUAUCAAACUAACAGAUGAGGACCCACGUGGAGCCCUCACCUGCCAUCCAGAUACUGAUGAAAGGGCCUUUUCUGUCCCUUUGAGACCCACUGAAGGUUUACAGAUCAGAAGCAGGGCAACCGUGGAUGUGCCUGUGGUGUUUACAGCUAAAUCUAUGGAGCUACAACAGACCUGGCUGUGCAUCACCAUGAAGGCCUUCCUGGAAAGCAACCUCAAAUUCAGCCCAAGGUUAGAGGAAGAGCUGCCAAGCAUUUGUUGGAUUUACUCCAUCUGUGGGAUCCCCAUUGAGGUGCCUGCCAAGAAUUUUCCACUCGCUGUCAUCCAGUGUGAAGCGGGUGGCCAAGUGGAAAAGGACGUGGACGUACAUCUCACUGGUUACAUUCUAGAUCAGGGAGUUACCUUUUUUAGGAUGGAAGACUUCCUGUGUGAGGUGUGCUCAGACCGUGAAGCUGGGUGCUCUGAAGAAGAGGAGGAAGAGGACUGCCUUUCCUCUUCUAUUCAAACGGCAAGGAAAGAUGCAGAAAAUGGCAUUGUUAUACUCACCCUUCAUCUGGUCUACACUCCCCUCAAGACACACAGGCGCUCCAACAUCAUAGCAGUGACGUCUGCGUCUGGACAUAAGUGGGAGUUUCCCAUCGUUCUCAUUGCAACAAAGCCUCAAGUGGAUGACGUCAUCCUGAUUAAAACAACCAAGCUGGGCCAGAAUUCAGCUGUGUGUUUCCAUCUAACCAGCACCACCAGGAAGUCAAAGCCAUUCACGACAGCGUUCCUGCCAGGCAGCAGCAGUGAGUUCACGGUUACUCCGACCUCAGGGACGUUACCUCCUGCUGGGACACCUGGAGUUCCCAUCACGGUGACCUUCACACCCACCGCCAGCUGCAGCAGACGCACAGCCAGACUGGCCGUCCAGGCAGCAGACAUGCAGUGGACGUAUGAGGUGAGAGGAAACACCCCUCAUGACUCCCCCUCCUCCAGGAUCAGCCGGCUGUCUGGUCCCUCUGAAGAACGUCCUCGUAACUGAGUAGAGAAACCUCCAUCCGUCCUCCGGCCCACUCAUCUCCUCUCAAAACAACAAUAAAAUGUCUUCAGUACCUCUGUGUU
Molecule: messenger RNA, 8840 nt
Organism: Cololabis saira (Pacific saury)
Lineage: Eukaryota; Metazoa; Chordata; Actinopteri; Beloniformes; Belonidae
Product: cilia and flagella-associated protein 47-like
Exons: 66
Molecular function (GO): protein binding
Source: RefSeq, a predicted model, not a curated record